This is a messenger RNA of Anopheles marshallii, 4272 nucleotides long. RefSeq names its product chaoptin. The record is from RefSeq and is a predicted model, not a curated record. Lineage: Eukaryota; Metazoa; Arthropoda; Insecta; Diptera; Culicidae. Gene Ontology annotation, molecular function: protein binding. The transcript is spliced from 4 exons.
AUGCCUUUCUCCCGCACCCAAAAAAACAGGCGUGUGUGACAGCCGGCCAAUACCACCCCAAAUAUGACGCCAAUAAUUGCUAACAAUUUGCCCGGGCUUUUGGUGCUGUUCGCGUGUGCCCUGGCUUCCGUUUCGUGUGCGUGGCGCCCGUGCACCGAUCUGGACGCGCUGCUUAAAAUACCGUGCCGAUGCAACAUUGAGACCGCUGGGAACAACAGCCAGUAUGUUUUCGUGAACGUGAACUGCGAUCGGACGACGCUAACAGCCCCGUUUCCGAGCGGCAUUCCGAUCAUCUCAUUUUCGCAACGCAACAGCGGCCAUCAAACAUUGCCGGAUCUGGCCAUUCUUAAUGCGCCCGUAAGGAAGCUGGACUUCUCCAGCAAUGCGCUGCGAACGUUCGGCACGAAGGCGCUGUUCGGCAGUGUUGCCGAAUAUCUCACCGAGCUGCGGCUGGCAAACAAUCUGCUCGGUGACAGCCUCAACCCCAUAUUCUCCACCGAUGUGCUGCAGGCCCUGCAAGCGCUCAAGGUGCUGGACCUAUCGGGCAACCGAAUAAUCGCACUGGAGGAAAGCAUCUUCGAUGGCAAUCGGCGGCUGGUGGAACUCUACCUAGACCAAAACAAGAUCACCACGAUCCCGGUGGCGGCUUUGAAGGGCCUGACCAGCUUGAAGUUGCUCUCACUGCGCAGCAAUCGGAUCGAUGCGCUUGAACCGGACGCAUUCAACUUCGCCAACAAGCUGGAGCGGUUGGAUCUGCGCAACAAUCGCAUUCGCAGCCUCAAAUCGAAAGCCUUCGCUAAUCUCGGCAGCAUGAAGGAGGUGCUGCUGGCGGGCAAUCAACUCAGCCACAUCGACGAGCGUGCGUUGGCGGGGAUGGAUAUAUUGCAGAAGCUCGACCUUUCCGACAACUUGCUGCCGGAGUUCCCGUCGGAAGCGCUUGGGUCGGUAGUGUCGCUGAAGGUGCUGAACGUGUCGCUCAACAAUAUUGCCAAGCUGGAAUCGAACCACCUAGCGCAGAUGAAAAAUCUUCAAAUUCUAGACAUCAGCCGGAACACGAUCGCCACCAUCUUGCCGGGAACGUUCCGCGAGCAGCUACUGCUGAAGUAUCUGGACCUGAGCCUUAAUUCGCUCCGUACGAUCGAAGACGAUGCCUUCGAAGGAUUGGACAACCUGCAAACGCUCAUCCUGCGCGACAACAACAUACUCUUCAUCCCGGGCAGUGCCCUCGGUCGGUUGCCGAAGUUGUCGAACCUGUACCUUGACUUUAACCGCGUGGCCGCAUUAUCGUCGAGCAUACUGAAGUCGAUACAGCCGGAAAACAUACGCUACCUGUCGCUGUCGCGCAACGUGAUCCGGGAGCUGCCGGGCGAUAGCUUUGCCGCCUUCCGCAAGCUUAUCUAUCUGGACAUCUCCGGCAACAGUCUGGGGGUGAUCGGCGAGGAUACGUUCAAAGGGCUCGAGGGAACGCUGCUGGAGAUCAAACUAUCGUUCAACCGGAUUGCAUCGCUCCGGAAGAUCGUGCUGCCGAAGCUGCGCCGGCUGGACUUGAGCGCGAACAGUAUCGACGAUCUGGCGAUUGAUUCGUUCCACAGCCUAAACAAUCUGCUUUAUCUGAACAUGAGCGGCAACGAGCACAUCGGGCAGGUCACGCGCACUAUGAUCUACCCCUUGACCAAGCUGCAGGUGAUCGACAUUAGCCACUGCGGGCUGAAGAUGCUGCAGGCCGACCUGUUCCACAACAACACCGAUCUGCGCAUUGCGCUGCUCAAUCACAACCAGCUGAAGGUGAUCGAGGAGGGCACGUUCCUCAAUCUGAACAAUCUGUUCGAUUUGUCGCUUGCCGACAAUGGGUUGGAGCAGUUGCGUCCACGCUCGUUCGUCAAUACGGUCAAUCUGCGUUCGCUCAACCUGCGCCAGAACGCUUUGCAAGAGCUGCGCGCGGACAUGUUCACGACGGAGACCGCGCUCGAGCUGCUCGAUGUGUCGCACAACAUGCUGAAGAGUUUCACCGCCAACACGCUGAAGAUACAUCCGCGGCUGAGAAAGAUUCUGCUCGCACACAACCGGCUGGAGGUGUUCCCGCCUGAGCUGAUUGCCGGGUUGGACCAUCUGGAAGUGAUCGAUCUUUCAGGCAACCGGCUCACCACCAUACAGCAACUCGACUUUGGACGCUUGGUGAACUUGCGUGAGCUCUACCUGCGGUCGAACGUGAUUGACUCCGUGCAGGACAUGGCGUUCCACAAUUCUUCGCAGCUUCAAAUCCUCGAUCUGGCCGCAAACCGACUGGAUCGGUUGUCGGAACGUUCGUUCGAAGGUACGCUGCGCCUGGAGCUGCUCGACCUUAGCGACAACAAGCUGAGCAGCCUGCCGGAGCAGGUGCUGGCGAAGAGCCGCGUACAGCAGCUCGAGCGAGUUUCGCUUGCCGGCAACAAGCUGGUCAGCAUCCCGGUUGCGGCUUUCGGCGAUCAGCACGACACGCUGCAGACGCUCGACCUGAGUCACAACAUGAUCCGGGAGGUGCCGCGCGCUGGCCACAUGCUGAUGAUCAACACCAAGCACUUCGACCUUUCCUACAAUCCGCUCACACCGGAAGCGAUCGCUACCGUGCUGGGUCAGCCGAAAACGGUCCGUUCGCUCAACCUAGCCGGCACGGGCGUUCGGGAGCUUCCGGCUCUGGAGACACCGUAUCUACGCAGCCUGAACCUGUCCUACAACAACAUCUCCGCGGUAAGCCCGAAAGCGUUCGAAAAGGUAACGCUGCUGGAGCGGUUAGAUCUGUCCCACAACGCGAUCGCCGAUGCGGAUGGGCUGCGCGAUAUCUGGCCAAAGUUGGGGCUGCUCGGGUAUCUCGAUCUUUCGAGCAACCCGAUCCGCACGAUCACCGCCGCCACGUUCGAGCGGCUGGACGGUCUGACGGAGCUCUACAUUCGGCAGCUGCCCGAGCUGGCACGGCUCGAGAAGAACGCAUUCAAGCCGUUGAAGGACCUCGCCGUGCUGGAAGCAUAUCAGUACGCGAAGCUGGGCUACAUCGAUGUGCAGGGCAUUGUGCAGGAGUUGCCGGCGUUGGCUGCGGUCGACAUUGAGGCCAAGGAUGCGAAUCUCGAGUCGGAUCAGCUGCAAGUACUACACCAUCCCAAGCUCCACACGCUGGGUCUGCAUGGGUACGCGCUCCAGAGCCUCUCGUCCGGUGCGUUCGCUGGUCUGCGCAACAAGUAUCUCACGGUGCGACUCCACAACACCUCGCUGACGGCAUUGCCGCCGGCACUGCUGCUGCCAUUGCCCCGGUCAGCGCACAUCGACUUCAGUAUUGCCGGGUCGAAGGUGAGCACGCUAACGCAACCAUUCUUAAGCUCGCUGGAUGAUCGGAAAAACAGCAUCCAGAUCGAGGGACUUGCAACGAACCCGGUGCGGUGCGACUGCCAGGCCCGGGCCUUCCGUCGCUGGAUUCUGGCGACGAAGGUGAACGAUGUACGGUGCGCUAGUCCGGCACCGGUCGCGGGCAAGCUGCUUACCGAGGUUGGUGAUAUCGAGCUGGUGUGUGACAAUCGUAGCAAGGCACCCACCAACCCCACCCAGCCGAUGUUAUCCAGUACCGGGACCGUCCUCAGCACCGGCACACGCACUACGCCAACGAUCAGCUUCUACAACUACACGUCCGAGGUGCAGAUGACGAAGUCUGCCGCCACCACCGAGCACGACAUCAUCUGGAGCAUGCCGCCCGUAUCGUCAUCCUCGACGACCACCCGCACGAAGGGUUCCAAGUCCAAGAUUGCGUCAGCGGCGAUGCCACCGUUGAAGAAGAUGCCGUCCGCGAAUGACGACACACUGAUCAUUGGCAUCGUUGGCGGUGUGGUCGUGUUCAUCUUUCUUCUCAUCAUCUGCAUCUGCAUCUGUCGGUUGAAGAUGAACAACGACAGCUACCACCACCAUCAUCCCCGCGGUGGUCAUCCGAUGCCGAUGGGUAUGCCCGGUACGCUGCAGGUGAAUUACACGGGCAAGAAGGGCCAACCGGCGGCCAUGUAUCCGACGCUGGCACCGCCUUACGCGCAGAGCUAUGCCACGCUGCCGUACAAACCGAACGGCUCACCGACCCAGGCCCGGCCAAGCUAUUCAACGAUCGGCCGGAUACCGUACCAGUAUCAGAACCAUUCGCUCAUGUCCAGCCAGGCGGCGCUACACCAUCAGCAGCAGCAGUCGUCCGGUCCUGGGACGCUGACCCACUCGUCCCACAAUCCCUAUAUCGUGUACCAGGACGAUAAGGUGUAUCGAUGA